AUGGAGGAAGCGUGUAGCGACACGGCGUCCGGUAGAGAAGCACGUCCGUCAAUCGAGCGACUGCAUCCCGAUGUGAUCAAUCGAAUAGCGGCUGGAGAGGUAUGUUCUUUAUUGUAUCUUAUAUCUCUGAUCAUUCAACGCCCAUCCAACGCAUUGAAAGAGUUACUGGAGAACAGCUUGGAUGCUGGCGCAACACAGAUCAAAGUGAUAUGCAAAGAGGGCGGCAUGAAACUACUGCAAAUCCAAGACAAUGGAUGUGGUAUACAAAAAGAUGAUUUACCUCUUCUGUGCGAAAGGUUUGCCACGUCCAAGCUACGCCAGUUUGAGGAUCUUUCCCACAUGACGACCUUUGGCUUUCGUGGAGAAGCAUUAGCCAGCAUCAGCUAUGUAUCUGCCUCAGUCCAGGUAGUGACCAAGAUAAGAAAGGAUGCAUGCGCCUAUAAGGCUGCCUAUUUUGCAGGGGCAUUGCAAUCGGAUCCUACACCUUGCGCUGGGACAGAUGGAACGUCGAUCACUGUCCAAGAUCUCUUUUUCAAUGCACCACAAAGAAGAAAGGCAUUCAAAUCCAAUUCUGAAGAAUACAAUCGUAUUCUUGAUGUCAUGUCCAAAUAUGCACUUCAUUUCGGUGCCAGAGGCGUAGGCUUUUCCUGCAAGAAAGCUGACGUUGCUGCCCUCGAUUUGAAUACACCAAGCCGGUCUUCCUUGUCUACCUUAGAUGUGAUUAAAGUUGUAUAUGGGUCGACGUUGGCCAGAGAUCUUCUUCAUAUACCCCCCAUCGAAGAAGACGCGCUCGGCCUCCGUGCUGAAGGUUGGAUGAGUAAUGCCAAUUGGAUCUCGAAGAAAGCCGUUUUCAUAUGCUUCAUCAAUGAUCGUCUUGUGGAAAGUCCUAGUUUAAAACGCGCUUUGGAGUCAAUGUAUGCUUUAUUCUUACCGAAAGGACGUCAUCCAUGGAUCUAUGUACAUAUUACUAUUGAUCCUACUCGCAUUGACGUCAAUGUACAUCCGACUAAGCAGGAAGUUCAUUUCCUAGAUGAGGAGGACAUUUUUGAGCUCAUUACUACCAAGGCCCAAGACAUUCUCUCCAGUCACAGUUCAUGUCGUGUAUACUCUACGAACAAGGCGCCCAUGGGCAAAGAGGUAUCUGACAAUACAGUUCAAAUCCUCCGUUCACAAUCGUCUGAACGGUAUGAUCCUCGGCAUCUUGUGCGUGUAGAUCACAAGGAUCAGUCCUUGGAUGCUAUGUUGGUUACACCAAAAAAAGCAACUGUAUCACGCGUAGAUGGGUCAGAUGCAAUUCCAGAAUCAGCGUGUGAACUGACCAGUAUCCUUGAAUUACGGCGCGAGUUGGACACAGAUGCCGAUCCUCAUCGUACGACUAUGCUUCAAAAUCAUUCUUUUGUGGGCGUUGUAGACUUGAAAAAAGGCCUAAGUCUUAUACAAUAUGGAACGCAGCUGUAUUUGGUGCACCACGGCAUUCUAGUUGAAGAGUUUUGCUACCAGCUUGCCCUGCGCCAGUUUGGCGCUUAUAUCACCGUGCAGUUGGAUCCACCGACCCUUCUUUCGGACCUUGUGGGUCUUGGGUAUGAUAUGGAGGAUGAUGAGGAGCAAAAAAAGGCGAUCGGUAUUCCCCGUGAGGAUGUUAUCCAGCGCAUCUGUCGGACCAUUCUACGUCGUGCAGAUAUGCUGCAAGACUAUUUCGGUAUUGAAAUUGAUCCAACAACUGGGCUCGUCCAUGCUAUUCCAACGCUCCUUCCCAAUCAUGGUCGUUUCGGACUCGCUCUAGAACGUCUUCCCACCUUCUUCUUUCGUCUGGGGCCCCAGGUAGACUGGGACAAUGAAAAAGGCUGCUUUUAUACAAUGUGCCGUGAACUGGCGUACGCUCAUGUGCCCGCCAGCUGUGGUACCUACCAUUUGACGAUCCCAGAUGAAGCUCAAGAGGAAGAGACAUGGACCAUCCAGCAUGUUUGGUUCGCGCAUAUGUCCAACAUACGUGGCCGAAUCGUCGUGCCGAAAUCUAUGCCCGAGGAUGCUAUGCUUAAGGUGGCUAACCUGCCGGAUUUGUGUACGUAUUUGGUAUACCUAACCGAAGAUCGUGUAUUUGAACGCUGUUAA
This is a messenger RNA of Malassezia pachydermatis, 2112 nucleotides long. RefSeq names its product dna mismatch repair protein. Gene Ontology annotation, cellular component: MutLalpha complex. NCBI's taxonomy places the organism in Eukaryota, Fungi, Basidiomycota, Malasseziomycetes, Malasseziales, Malasseziaceae. Gene Ontology annotation, molecular function: mismatched DNA binding; ATP binding; ATP-dependent DNA damage sensor activity. The transcript is spliced from 2 exons. The coding region runs from base 1 to 2112 and encodes 703 amino acids. The record is from RefSeq and is a predicted model, not a curated record. Gene Ontology annotation, biological process: mismatch repair.